UCCGCGGCUCGUCCGCGGUCAUUGGAUGGGGCGUUGCCAUGGAAACGCGGGUCACAUGCGUGGGUUUCCUGUACGGCCGUCGUCGUCAGAGGAAGGAGAAGGCGAGGGAUGGUGAUGAUGCCGCUCGGGCCCAGGAGGCGUUUUCUCGAGCAAAAAGCGCAUCUCUGACAGCCCUCUCAAGUCUUGCUGCUGCUGCUGCUGCGGUCGUCGUCGUCGUCGUCGUCGUCGUCGUCGCCGCCAUCGCCGCCGCCGCCGCCGCCGUUGUCCCUCGAGCCCUUCUCGACGCCCAACAGGAAUGAGUAUAGAAAUCCCCGCGGGCCUGACGGAGCUGUUGCAGAGCUUCACCGUGGAAGUGCUGAGGAACCAGCCGGGGGACCUUCUCGACUUCGCCCUGCAGUACUUCACCCGCCUCAAGGACCGCGAGAGCCGCCGCCGCAGCAGCAGCAGCAGCAGCAACCGCCGCCGGGCGCUCUUGGGCCGGGAUGGGGACGACGAUGGAGGGGGGGAGCCGCCGUCGCCGCCGAGGGCCGCCGGCUGCGGCAAGGCCGUCAACUUCCUCGACGAGGCCAUGCAGAUCGACUCGGAGAACGGAGAAGAACAAGAAGACGACGACGAAGACGAGGAAGAGUUUCAAGCGCCGAUCAUAAACCGAUUCAUCAGAAGAGCAUCGGUGUGCGCCGAAGCCUUCAACCCCGAUGAAGACGAUGAGGAGAAAGAGCCGAGGGUCGCCCACCCCAAAACGGACGAGCAGCGACAGAGGCUCCAGGAAGCGUGUCGGGACAUUCUUCUCUUCAAGAAUCUGGAGCCUGAAGAGAUGGCGCAAGUGUUGGACGCCAUGUUUGAGAAGUUCUGCGCCGAAGGCGAACACGUCAUUGACCAGGAUGAUGACGGGGACAACUUUUAUGUGAUUGAGAGGGGGACCUUCAGCGUUCUUGUCAAUGUGGAGGGCGCCGAGAAGCUGGUGGGUCGCUACGACAACCGCGGCAGUUUCGGGGAACUGGCGCUGAUGUACAACACGCCCAGGGCGGCCACCGUCGUGGCCGCCUUGCCCGGAGCCCUCUGGUGCCUCGACCGUCUGACGUUUCGGAGGAUCAUCGUAAAGAACAACGCCAGGAAGAGGAAGUUGUACGAGGCCUUCAUUGAAACGCUUCCGCUGCUCACAUCGCUGGAGCUUUCCGAGAGGAUGAAAGUGGUUGACGUGAUCUCCACUAAAGUGUUCUGUGACUCGCAGCGGAUUAUUGCGCAGGGUGAGUUGGCUGAUUGUUUCUACAUCGUGGAGUCUGGCCAAGUUCGGAUCACCAUGAAGAGGAGCAGGACGAAAAAGGAGCAGGAUGAAGAGGAAGUGGAAAUCGCCACGUGCUCCCGGGGCCAGUACUUCGGGGAGUUGGCGCUGGUCACCAACAAGCCCAGAGCCGCCUCCGCCUACGCCGUGGGCAGCGUCAAAUGCUUGGUGAUGGACGUGAAAGCCUUCGAACGUCUCCUGGGCCCGUGCAUGGACAUCAUGAAAAGGAACAUUGCCAACUACGAGGAGCAGCUCCUGACGCUGUUCGGAAGUCGCGCCGACAUCGAGCAACGGUGCGCCUGAGACCGCUCGGCGGAAGGCUUUUCGGCCGCCCCUCCCGUGUCCGCUUCCAGAAAAAAAAGGGCGAAAGAAACCAAAAGAGCUUUUCUUACAGGACGAUCACGACGAGACGUAGGUGUUUUGCAGUCGAGUCACGUACGCCAAAGCGGAGUCACUUGACGCUCCCUUUCCAUCCGCAUUUGACCUUUGUGGGUGUCCCAUUUUGGUUCCGGCGUUGGCUGAAGAGGCACUUUUUUUUUUUUUUUUUUUUGCCUCAGACAGAAUGUCAACAUGCUGGGCCCUCAACAUUUGUAUUUCUGUGUUAAAUGUGCGUGCCCAGUGGCCUACUAGUAUUCUUUCGCAAAAAAAAAGAAAAAAAAAAAGAAAAAAACUUCAGACAGAUAGCGCAGUAGUUGUUUUUUUAAGACUUGCCAACACAGUGUUGUCCAAUUUCAUCGGAAGGAAGUACAUGCAAUUGGUUCAGUUAUUCUCAUGUGUGGCCAUGUUUAAUUUUUUUUUUUUUGGGGGGGGGGGAAUCUAAGUCCUGCUGAUUUUUGGGGGGGUGUGUGGGCCAGACGAUGUUGAUGUCUACCUCGAACGACGACAACAAUGUUCGGGAGCGCCCAUCAAUUUGAAAGUGAAUAGAAGUGAACUUUUCUGGGUGUUGUCCGCUUCAAAUUAAAACAAAUCAAAUGUGACAAUAAUUUUUCUUUUCAUCCCUUGUGCAGGUACUUUUGUUUUCUUCACCGCAAACCCAGUUCACUAAGCCAUCAUGAUGACUGUAUGUUUCACUUUCCUUGUCAAUAAAAAAAAAAAAAACUCCUUUGCAUCACUGUGUUUCCUGUGUUGUCCCGGCACAUUCAUUCUUUUCAAAAUUUCAAUGGAAGGAUGAGAUUUUAUGGCCAAAAUGUCAUCCAGGGUCAAGCCUUCAAAAUAUGGCCAAAAAAAUUGGGCAAAAAUAAGUAAAGAAUACCCCCCAAAAAUAUUAACCAAAAAAAUGACCAUACAAAAGACAAACAAAUACUGACAAAAAUCUGAAAAUGUGUCAAUCAUACAAAAGAUAACUAAUAUGGGGACAGAAAACUGACACGAUCGGCAAAAAACAACUAACAAUUAACACUGAAAAAUAUUUGACUAACCAGACAAAAGCUUGGACAAA
Molecule: messenger RNA, 2720 nt
Organism: Hippocampus comes (tiger tail seahorse)
Lineage: Eukaryota; Metazoa; Chordata; Actinopteri; Syngnathiformes; Syngnathidae
Gene: prkar2b
Product: protein kinase cAMP-dependent type II regulatory subunit beta
Exons: 11
Coding region: 296-1585 (429 amino acids)
Biological process (GO): negative regulation of cAMP-dependent protein kinase activity
Cellular component (GO): cAMP-dependent protein kinase complex; cytosol
Molecular function (GO): cAMP binding; protein kinase A catalytic subunit binding; cAMP-dependent protein kinase inhibitor activity
Source: RefSeq, a predicted model, not a curated record